AUGAUAAACAAUGUUUUUAAUGAAAACGUAAUUAGAAAAGAAAUUUUGAAAGACAAAUUGCAAAUAAAAGUACCACAAAUUAGAGCUCGGCCCUUCACUAUACAGGUUGACAAUUCUAUUAAAGGGUUUAUGAAAGAGUUUGGACAGUCUUCCAACCCUUAUGUGAAGAUUAGUCAAAAAAUUAAUAAACUACAUAAUACGAAUUAUACUUCAAAACAAAUUCGUCAACGUUGGACAAGUAAACUCAAUACAAACCUUUGUCUUGAACCUCUUGAUAUAGAUGAAAAAUUAUUUAUUAUCCAAUGGGUUGAAAGUGAACCACGAGGAAAUGCAAUACCUUGGAAAUCAUUAAUUCCAUUAAUGGAAAGUGAAUUCAAGAAAUUGCGCUCUGAAAGUAUGGUAAAAAACUUUUGGAACCUACGAAAAAGAAUUCAAGAUAGUACUAAAUCAAAAAUAGAGGAUGAGGACUCAAGAAAAAGAAAAAGAAGUCCUAAAUCGACAGCGAAAGAUGAACAACAACAAAAAAAAGUUUGUCGUGAACUUAAUAUUACUUUUAAAUAUGAAAACAUUCCAUCACAUCCCUUGAACUCAGGUUCGAUAGAAACUUUAUUUGAAAAUGACGAGAAUACACCUCCUUCGAACGCAAUGGAAAUCUUAUGCCGAGUUGCUGCAGUGUUCGGAAAUGACCUGGUCAUUUGA
This is a messenger RNA of Rhizophagus irregularis DAOM 181602=DAOM 197198, 699 nucleotides long. RefSeq lists its product as uncharacterized. The record is from RefSeq and is a predicted model, not a curated record. Lineage: Eukaryota; Fungi; Glomeromycota; Glomeromycetes; Glomerales; Glomeraceae.